Messenger RNA from Erythranthe guttata (spotted monkey flower), 2013 nucleotides. RefSeq names its product zinc knuckle (CCHC-type) family protein. NCBI's taxonomy places the organism in Eukaryota, Viridiplantae, Streptophyta, Magnoliopsida, Lamiales, Phrymaceae. The record is from RefSeq and is a predicted model, not a curated record. Gene Ontology annotation, molecular function: nucleic acid binding; zinc ion binding.
GUGUCUUCCUCAGUUCCUAAUCUCGUUAUCGUUUUCCGACUCUGCACCUCAAAAUUAGGGUUAGGGUUUGGAUCGCUCCACCACUGCUAAUCCCGCUGCAUCUACUUUUUUUUUUCUGCACUGUAAUUCACCUGCGAAAUCGUCAACAGUGAUUAAGUUCGGCAUGGGGAGGAGAGAGAAGACGGCGAAGGCGGAGAGAUACACUUCGUCGGAAGAAGAUAAAAGGAAGAGGAAAGCUGCAGUUGAAGCGGCGAACAGUGACGACGAUGCAGAGGCCAAUGAAGAUCUCAGCUUGAAAAUCAUUGAAAAAUUCAAGCAACGGCGUGGCAGUAGCGAUCCCCGUAGCAGCGACGGCGCUUCUGAAAUUGUUGUUACGGAUUUGAGAGAGGAGAAGAAGAAGAAGGAGAAGAAGAAGAGGAAGAAGAGCAAGGAAAUUGAAGUUCCUGAAGAUUUCGUUUCAAGUGAGAUAGAUACAGGGUUUAGAGAUUUCUGCGGGGAUUUGUUUCUGGUGGACAAUGUGAAAAACUAUGAGAACCUGGAAACUGAUAAAGCUGCUGAGGUUUCUACUGAAGCUGUUGAAACGAAUCCUGUCGAGGCGAAGGACAAUGUUGUCCUGAGGAAGCUUCUUCGGGGGCCUAGGUACUUUGAUGCUCCAGAUAACAGUUGGGGAGCAUGUUAUAAUUGUGGGGAAGAAGGUCAUACGAUUGCCAACUGUACUUCAGCUAGGCGGAAGAAACCUUGCUUUGUUUGCGGGAGUUUUGAACAUAAUGCAAAGCAAUGUACCAAGGGUCGAGAUUGCUUUAUCUGCAAGCAACAUGGUCACCGUGCAAAGGAUUGUACUGAGAAAUACAAGAGUUCAAAGAUGUGUCUAAAGUGUGGAGAUUUGGGGCAUGAUAUGUUCUCAUGUAGAAGUGACUAUUGUCCUGACGAUCUCAAGGAAAUACAAUGCUACAUUUGUGGAAGUUUUGGCCAUCUCUGUUGUAUAAAUUAUAGUGACUCUGGUCCAAGAGAGGUUACCUGUUAUAAAUGCGGUCUUUCUGGCCAUACUGGUCUGGCUUGCAUGGGACACCGUGCAGAGACAAACGGUACAGUUACUAGUUAUUCAUGCUACAAGUGUGGUUUAGAAGGUCAUUUUGCUCGUGAGUGCAUGAACUCAAUGAAGGCUGGUAAAAAAAUCCACGAACCAUCAACCCCUAACCAGAGAUCCUCGAAGAAGAAUAGAGAUGACCGCGUAGAAGCCAGGUCAGCCCCACACGACCUCGACAAGCCGUGGAAAAAGAAGAAAUCUCAGUACACCGAAUUUUCUUCAGCUGCAAAAACAAAACACAGAGGCGGUUGGAUAGCUGAAGACCCUGAAGAAGAUUACUAUUACAGUAAAAACAAAGAAAAUAAUAAUUGGAGAUCGCCAGCUGGCUCGAACGACAGGAGAGCUAGAAUACCUAGUACGCACGAUGAUUACGCAUCGACCUCACAUUCUUCAAGACGGACCCACAAGCUCAAUUUCAGCAAUUCGCCCGCGAAUGGAUCGAGCAGGUAUUAUCAGCACAGAUACUCAACUUCGAGAUUUGGUAACAAUAGCAAUGAUGGGACGGGAAGAAAUAAUAACUGGUGGUAGGUAAAUUCAUUUUAUAUUAUUUGAUCAAACGGUUUUGGCUAUAUACGGGGGCGAUUACCCCCCUGCAGCAAUCUUCGGGGGGUCUAAAUGGUGAAUGGUGUUGUUGGAGGUUCCUCUUUGCCUUGUCUGAAGAAACUAAGUUAUCUAUGGAGAUCUGAAAAGUAAGUACAGGCAAAAAGUAUGGGGAACAAUUACCUACUGUGUUUUAUAAGCUGGUGGAAAUGUAAUAUCAGCUAGUUGUUAAAUUAUUAUUAUAGCCUCAUUUUUUUUCUUUUUGUUUAUUUUUCCUUUUAUAUCAAUGCUAUCUGUUUAUGUAUGCAUAUGCCAAAACUACCCCUCACCCCACAAUUAAAAUUUUACCAUUGUCUUGUUGAGAUAUGAAUUUUCCUUUUUCUCUU